Molecule: messenger RNA, 895 nt
Organism: Stereum hirsutum FP-91666 SS1
Lineage: Eukaryota; Fungi; Basidiomycota; Agaricomycetes; Russulales; Stereaceae
Product: ubiquitin-conjugating enzyme
Exons: 6
Coding region: 145-594 (149 amino acids)
Biological process (GO): protein K63-linked ubiquitination; DNA damage tolerance
Cellular component (GO): nucleus
Molecular function (GO): ubiquitin conjugating enzyme activity
Source: RefSeq, a predicted model, not a curated record
GCUCUCCUUGUCUCUUCUCCCUUGAUCUCUUCUCUGCUGCUCGACGCCUUAUCGAACUCACGCGAGUACCUCCAUACGGUCUACGGAUCCAUUACGAUCUUACGCGACUAAGACAAACACAGAACAGUACGAGCACACGAUACGAUGUCUCUCCCCAAGCGAAUUAUUAAGGAAACAGAACGUCUGGUCGCGGACCCUGCUCCUGGCAUCUCUGCAGCACCUCACGAUGACAACCUGCGUUACUUCGAUGUGUCUAUCCAAGGGCCUGAUGGAAGCCCUUUUGCUAACGGCAUCUUCAAGCUCGAGCUCUUCCUGCCCGAAGAGUACCCCAUGGCGCCACCCAAGGUCCGCUUCCUGACCAAGAUCUACCACCCCAACAUCGAUAAACUCGGACGAAUUUGUUUGGACAUUCUCAAAGACAAAUGGUCACCCGCUCUACAAAUCCGCACUGUCCUCCUCUCCAUCCAGGCUCUCCUCAGCGCUCCCAACCCUGACGAUCCGCUCGCAACUGAUGUGGCGAAACACUACAAGGAGGACGAGAAGGAUGCGCAGAGAGUCAGCAAGGAAUGGACGGAGAAGUACGCGACUGCGUAGAUGGUGGCGAUUCGUAGUUGGCGAGUGGACGAGCGAACGGGGGUGUUCCGUUUACUGUGACGGUGGUGGACACGAUGUCUUUGGUGGGCGGCUCAAGGGCUCUAGAUUCGGUUGUGAUGGUACAUGUAGGGUAUGUCUUGAUGGUGGGUGUGCGUGUUGGAUUAUGGCUUGAUUUCAAUUCCGAACAGAGGUGUACGCUUGUUAUUUUACACAUAUUCCCUUUCGACUACAGGAUGAAUCGUAACAAUGAGGAUUUGAAAAUCGAAUGUAAAUCACACUCAAGUGGUUCCCCACUGUUUCC